AUGGUAGAAUUGGCCGACGCGAGCUGCUCUGACUGGGGCGACUGCUCCAAUGGCUGCGCCGAUGUCCCGCCAAAUGCCUCGUCAGCAGAUGCUACGUCAGCAGAUGCCACGUCAACAAAUGCUCCCUCAGCGGAGGGUUCUUCAGCAGCAGAUAACCUUUCCGACUGCAAAGCCAUCGUCAGCGGAGCUUUAGGGGGUUCCGAGCUUAGAUCGACGGGGGGAGCGGCGGGGGAAGCGGAGGGGGAAGCGGAGGGGGUAGCUACUCCGGUGGUCCCCGAGUGUCCGGUGUGUUUGGAGCUGUACGAUCAGGAGCAGCGCGUUCCGCGGCUGGUUGCCUGUGGCCACACGAUCUGCCAAGCCUGUGCCCGAAAUCUCCCUUUGACCCGGGAUUUUUUCGGGAAGAAAUGCAUCAGCUGCCCAGAAUGCCGGUGCCUGGUCGUGUGGAAGGGCCUCGCGAGCAUGCCCAAAAACUUUGCCCUUCUUCGCAUCAUCGCCGAUGCCAAAGACUGCCCGAGAGAAAAACGGGCAGCCACUCACGCCAUGGAAGUCUGCCAAACGAGAUUAGACUCCAGACAGAUGGUUUUCCAAAUCGCGGAUCUGCUCUCCGUGGUUUCCGUGCUUUUUGGGAUUCUUUUAGGGAUGUGCGUUUUCGUUCCGCUCUGCUGCGUGUACCUAGCUCUGGGUUGGAGCAUUGCUGCUCUGACGUUCCUCGCGUUCUCGAUCCUUUCGACGGCAGCCGUUGGAUUUGCAGCUGCUGGGCUUUUCUCUCUGCUCUCGUACAAAACCCUCAAGUUUCUCAACGUUUGCUCAUGA
Messenger RNA from Closterium sp. Yama58-4, 813 nucleotides. The record is from the annotation of a GenBank genome assembly. NCBI's taxonomy places the organism in Eukaryota, Viridiplantae, Streptophyta, Zygnematophyceae, Desmidiales, Closteriaceae.